CGCCGCGGGCGGGGGCGAGGUCGGCGCGCGGCCUCCCGUGAAACCCCGCGCGGGGAAGGACCGGAACUCCGGGCGGGCGGCUUGUUGUUAACAUGGCGGCGGGAGCUACCGGCACGUCUCCAGGAGGCGGCGGGGCCCGCACCCGGAAGACGGGUCUCUUUUCGGCCUAGCGCGGCGGCCGCUGCGGACCCGGAAGUCCGGGCCGGUUGCUGAAUGAGGGGAGCCGGGCCCUCUCCGCGCCAGUCCCCCCGCGCCCUCCGCCCCGACCCGGGCCCCGCCAUGUCCUUCUUCCGGCGGAAAGUGAAAGGCAAAGAGCAAGAGAAGACCUCAGAUGUCAAGUCAGUUAAAGCUUCAAUAUCCGUACAUUCCCCACAAAAAAGCACUAAAAAUCAUGCCUUGCUGGAGGCUGCAGGACCAAGUCACGUUGCAAUCAAUGCCAUUUCUGCCAACAUGGACUCCUUUUCAAGUAGUAGGACGGCAACACUUAAGAAGCAGCCCAGCCACAUGGAGGCCGCUCAUUUUGGUGACCUGGGCAGAUCUUGUCUGGACUACCAGACUCAAGAGACCAAAUCAAGUCUUUCAAAGACCCUUGAACAAGUCUUGCAUGACACUGUUGUCCUCCCUUAUUUCAUUCAAUUCAUGGAACUUCGGAGAAUGGAGCAUUUGGUUAAGUUUUGGUUAGAGGCUGAAAGUUUUCACUCUACAACUUGGUCCCGAAUAAGAGCACACAGUCUGAACACGGUGAAGCAGAGCUCACUGGCUGAACCUGUCUCUCCUUCUAAAAAGCACGAAACUACAGCAGCUUUUGUAACCGACUCUCUUGACAAGAGAUUGGAGGAUUCUAGCUCAGCCCAGUUGGAAGGAAUUGACCUGAAUAAUAGAACUAGCAACACUCAGAAUCACUUGCUGCUUUCCCAGGAAUGUGACAGUGCCCAUUCUCUCCACCUGGAAACGGCCAGAACAGGAGCUCAUCGAGGUUCCGUGGAAACCCAGGAAUCCUCCAGACUUAUAGUAGCCAGUAGAAAUAGUCCCUCUUCUCCACUAAAGGAAUUAUCAGGAAAAUUAAUGAAAAGUAUAGAACAAGAUGCAGUAAAUACUUUUACCAAAUAUAUAUCUCCAGAUGCUGCUAAACCAAUACCAAUUACAGAAGCAAUGAGAAAUGACAUCGUAGCAAAGAUUUGUGGAGAAGAUGGGCAGGUGGAUCCCAACUGUUUUGUCUCAGCACAGUCCAUAGUCUUCAGUGCAAUGGAGCACGAGCACUUUAGUGAGUUUCUGCGAAGUCACCAUUUCUGUAAAUACCAGAUUGAAGUGCUGACCAGUGGAACUGUUUACCUGGCUGACAUUCUCUUCUGUGAGUCAGCCCUCUUUUAUUUCUCUGAGUACAUGGAGAAAGAGGACGCAGUGAAUAUCCUACAGUUCUGGUUGGCAGCAGACAACUUCCAGUCUCAGCUUGCUGCCAAAAAGGGCCAGUAUGAUGGGCAGGAGGCACAGAACGACGCCAUGAUUUUAUAUGACAAGUACUUCUCCCUCCAGGCCACACAUCCUCUUGGAUUCGAUGAUGUUGUACGACUGGAAAUUGAAUCCAACAUCUGCAGGGAAGGUGGGCCACUCCCUAACUGUUUCACCACUCCGUUACGUCAGGCCUGGACAACCAUGGAGAAGGUAUUUUUGCCUGGCUUUUUGUCCAGCAACCUUUAUUAUAAAUAUUUGAAUGAUCUCAUCCAUUCGGUUCGUGGAGACGAGUUCCUGGGAGGAGGUGUCUUGCUGACGGCUCUGGGCUCUGCCGGCCCCACUGAGGACUCCCACCCCGGGUCGGCCGACAGCUCUGCUGUGCAGUCUAGUGUGAAAAAAGCCAGUGUUAAAAUUCUGAAAAAUUUUGAUGAAGCGAUAAUUGUGGAUGCUGCAAGUCUGGAUCCAGAAUCUUUGUAUCAACGGACAUAUGCAGGGAAGAUGACAUUUGGAAGAGUUAGUGACUUGGGGCAGUUCAUCCGAGAAUCUGAGCCUGAACCUGAUGUAAAGAAAUCGAAAGGAUCCAUGUUCUCUCAAGCUAUGAAGAAAUGGGUGCAAGGAAAUACUGAUGAGGCCCAGGAAGAGCUAGCUUGGAAGAUUGCUAAAAUGAUAGUCAGUGACGUUAUGCAGCAGGCACAGUGUGAUCAGCCGUUGGAGAAGUCCACAAAGGGCAUUUAUGGCUCCUCUGUUGAGAUGUGUUGAUUCUUCCCAAUAUUUCCAUUUGCUUUACAAGAACCCAGAACAUGAGCCACUCCUGGACUCAGCCUUGUGUUUGGAGCGUAUGGCAUAGACCUGAGGUGUUAUUAGAUGCAUAUGCUGUGAUUGACUCACUUUGUUCUUUUAACAGAAUAUUUCCAUCCACUUCACUUUGCUUCAACCUUUAAAUAACAGAAAAGCAAUAUAAAGGUCAUAGAAUAAACUGGUUUUGGGUGACUCUUGCUGCCUCUGCAUGGUUUGAAAUAACAUUUUCCGUAAGACUCUAGGCUAUUUAAGCUAGUGCUUUCAGUUAAGAUACUGUCCAGUCAUGUCUUUGUGUGCAUUGUGUGCUUCGGAGCUAGAGAUGUCGGUAGUUGUAAGGUUCUUAAAAGGAAAAGAAUAGCAAGUUUGAGACUGAGUUACUUUUUCUGCCCCACCCACUGUAGGACACAGAAGCAAAGUGUGGCCUGAAACUGGUAGCCAGACGAGACAUAUGCUCUCACGGAGCUCCUUGCGCUUAUUUUCAGAUCAGGAUUGGAAUCAUCUGAACUCGAGUGCCAGGCUCUGUGUGGUGUGCCCACAAAAUAGGAUUCCCUGGCAGGGUUUUUAUAGGUGCAGUGAAUCAGGUGAACAUCCGGCUUUAUCACGAUGUUGACAUCAAUGCAUAUUGUUAAAAAAAAAAAAAAUGUCAGUGAAAAGGGGUACCUUUUAUAACUGGGCGUGUCUUCAUCACUCAUGUAAGAUGUGAUGAAAAUUAAAAAAACAAGUACCAACCUAGCCCAGUGAAGGUCAGUAAAACAGGGAGCAACUUUUUGUAACCUUUUCUGCUUGGGUUUCAGCUUCAGUACAAGUUUGUAAAAUGCCGGUCAUUUACGUUUCUGAAGCUUUGGCUAGUUCAGUAAGCAUUUGGAGGGGAAGGUCGCUCAGAAUAGAAAAGUACAGACGUCUUUGUUUUAAGUACUGAUAGCUAAGCACUGCUGAAGCGGCGGGCGCCUCUCUCAGUACCGUGCUGUGGGGCCUUUUGUACACAAGGGCCUCGUCCCUCCCCUCCCCCGCACACCAGUUGAUCAGACCAGGGUUGAUCUUCUCCCGAUCCAAACAGGCCCAAGAACAUUCUUUAUCCAAAGAAUUUUGCAAAGGGCAGGAGACAUCCCAGUCCCUGUCUGGGGUGAUAGCACGUAUGGGGCACUUGCAAGUCAGGACCCCUGAGCCGGUGCCACGUGGACGAGCAGAGAUGUGUACAAGCAGAAAUGACAGACACGAGAGCAAGUGGGUGAGAGCAGCUGCCUUGUAUCCUGGAGGUGGUGAAGGUUUCUGGCUCUAGUCCUGCAUCCUUGCCGUGGACUCCAUCAGUUCCUCGGGUAUCCUUAGGAUGCACUUUGGCUUUUUAAAAGUCAGUCUCAAGGGAGUUUUUCCUUUGCACAACCAAAAGGACCUUGACUACAGUACUACCAGAUUGAUGUAAUCACUAAUGAUCGCAUGUGCUCAGCAUGUUUGCAAAAUACUGGUGAAUUCUGGAGAAUUUUUCUUCAGUAAACCUUCCUUGGUCAUUUUGUAUAUUCUCUCAAAAUGGAAUCCUAAACUCACGGAACUAAAAGACACUCCCUCAUUUUUCCAGGGGGGAGUUACUCAGGCCUGGGAAAAGGGCAGGUCUUUGGCCUUUUGUUGGAUGGUCACCUUCUGGACCAGGGCCUUUGCACGCUUCCCAACUUCCUUCUGAAGGAUAAACACCAUUCCCACUUCAGCACCUACAAUAAAACCCAGAAAUAGAAGGGCAUUUCUGUUAAUGAGUGAUAAAAACUUCAAAUGAGGGAGGGCAAUGAUUAUCACAAACUUUGUAAGUGCUGACCAUUUCUACGUACUAGGCAAGGUGUCUGGGCUUUGGCUGGGGCCGGAAGCAGGAGUAAGUUCCAGCAGGACAUUCAAGGUUACAGCUUCAAAGACCCACCAGGACAGCUGCUGUGCGGGGCCCUCUGCAGAUGAGCCCUGGGACGCCGCGGAGGCCUCUGCUUGGGCUCAGGAGUAGGAAGUGGGGUCCUCCGCGGACUCGGGGGGUGGGUGGAAAGGGCCAGCAAAAGCCUGGAGGGCGUUCGUGACCACGGAGGAAAGCCCGUCUGCUGCCUGUCAGUGGGAGUUGGAGCUCUUCCCGCUUCGUGGUUCAUGCCAACGGGUGUUUCCUCGUCUGGUCCCUCCACGCUGCCUGCUCUGGCUGGCGCACUGCCCGGGCACGAUGGGGCACCCACGGGGCUGCUCCUCAGCUGCCCCCGAGGGAGCACUCGUGAGCCCAGGCAGGGGUGGCUGGACCCCGUCGGCGGUGGGCGGGCAGGUGCCCGGAUAGAGUGGCUUCCAUUCAGCCAAAGGCAGCUGCCAUUUGCCAAGGAGCAAGUGAGGGUUGUGACAGUGGCGUUUCCUCGGACGCCUGACUCCCCGAUCUUGAAUAGCCGCCAGGCUUAGCCCGAAAUGACCCCACGCCGGCCUCCACCUCCAUCCCGGUAAGAGCCCCACCUGUGGGCACCUCAUGGAACGGCCCGAGCUGGGCCUCCAGACCAAGCAGAGCUCCCCAUCUUGGCAAAGGGCCCUUUGUUCUUUCUAAUGAGAGAGCUGCCGGGUUAGCAGGUGUUCACCUACAAAGUGUUGAUGGUGCAGGGAUGCAGGAAGGGGUAAAAAAAACCUCUGGGCCCCCUGGAGCUUCCAUUCUACCGAGGAGGUAGAGGUUGGAGCUUCAUCUGAAGUGGGUGCUGGUAUUUUUCACUCAAGACAGCCCUUUGUUUUUAUUUAUUUUUUUUUUAAUUUUUUUUUGCGGUACGCGGGCCUCUCACUGCUGUGGCCUCUCCCGUUGUGGAGCACAGGCUCCAGACGCGCAGGCUCAGCGGCCAUGGCUCACGGGCCCAGCCGCUCCGUGGCAUGUGGGAUCUUCCCGGACCGGGGCACGAACCCGUGUCCCCUGCAUCGUCAGGCGGACUCUCAACCACUGCGCCACCAGGGAAGCCCCAAGACAGCCAUUUGAGCCAGUGAUUUAACACCCUCCCAAAGCCCUUCCUGGCAGAGGUCACCAGGUUUCGUGACCUCUUGCCCGCGCCCUUCCACGUGCCCCCAGAGGGCCGGUGGCUGUGCGGCUCCAUUUCCUCGCCGUCACCUGGCUGACAGCGAGGGGUGGGCACCUUGACCCCGGGCCCUUCAGGCUGCUCUCUGAUUCGGGUGGGCCUAGGAGCAGCCACAGCCCCGUGGGGCUCUCUGUAGAGCUCCGGGAAAUGUGGAGCCUUAGAAGCUAGAAACAAGGGGACCAAUGUAGAGUUAUUACACGCAGGUGAUAUAAAAACCCCAAGCUUGGAAAACCCAGCUCCCUACUGAGCUGAUGCCAAGAGGUGAUCAGCCCCUCCCGAGUUCUCCUUUCACGAGAAUAACCAGCACUUGUGUACUUGCCGUGUGCCGGCCUCUCUCUCAGGUAACCCGUGUGACAAUCUUCUAAGCGUGUACUUUUCCCUCGUUGUAAAUGAGGAGACUGAGGCUCUGGAGGCAAAGGAAUUCUCCAGGGGAAUCAAGUCCAGGCAGCCAUUAAAAACAUUCCAUUAGCUUAAAGCAGCGGUUCUUAACACUUGCGUGUGCAUCAGGAUGCCCCACAGAACAUGUUAAAAUGGAUUGCUGGGCCUCCACCCCUCCCCCCUGCCCACAGUUUCUGAGUUGGUAGGUCUAGGGUGGAGCCUGAGAAUGUGGAUUUUAGCAAAUUCCCAGCUGCUGCUGCUCACAAGACCACACUUUUGAGAAUCACGGCCUUAGAACCUGUCCUGUAAAUUGGGAAACACAUGUUUUCAUUCCCUUCUAUUGGGCCACAGAAGUGUAAUUUGAGAUCUAUUACUCAUUCACUCAAGCACAUAAAUCCUUUAUCAGUAUUCAGGUAUUUGUCAAAGCCGAGGGGACCCAGACACCAACCCGCUGUCUCAUUGCCUGGGCAGGUCUGAGGCCGUCCAGGCAGGUGUCUCCCCCGGGGGUGCGGCUUGGAAGAGGCCCAGACCAGCCUCAGCCCCCCAGUGCAUUUGCUGGGGACAGUGCACGUGUCCUCCCUUCAGGGCUGAGUCCGGGCUGGUGGGUCACACCAGGGUCCCGGUGGAAGCUUUUGCACAAAUCCUGCCUGGUCCACUUCCUUCCAGCUUGUCCCCCAGGUCCUCGAUGCCACCUGCCCCUGAGGCCCUGACCAGGCCUCUCCUGCCCCCUCUCCAUUGCUGCCUCUUUUUCAGGUCCCUCCCGCAGGGCUCGGGUGCCUUGUUCCCCUUCCUCUGUCUUCUCCCUUCAGCACACGCUUCCUGGGGGCCAGCUGUGGGCGUGUCCCCAGAGCAGACACUGCCCACCCUCCUUGCUGCCUAGGAAACAAACCCUGACACAUUGCUGGGGUGAGUGACCUGCUGGGGGCAGCCUAGGUGGACCCGAGUUUCAUGGACUCCUGAUCGCAGUCUUGCCCUGGAACAUGCCCACUGUUUGUUCCCUCAAGACUGUACCCUCCCCUCCCCUCCCCCAAAUGGACCAGGACUCCACAUCAGCAUCGCCCAUGACUGCCCACUGCUGGCCCAGCCCUGCCAUGUCUGUGCUCCACAUCCUCCGUUACUGCCUGAGGAGGCUGUCCUCUUAUCUUCUUACCCAGCUCGGGUCCACUCGCCCGCGCACAGCAUGGCCAAGCCACUGACACAGGGUGAAGGAAAGUGCAGCAUUUACUGUAGAACCCCAAGCAAAGAACUGGCAGCUCUUGCUCUAAAGACACAGGGCUUUCAGGGAAGGGUUUUAAAGACAGGGUGAGGGAAAAGGUCAAGGGGUGUGUGAUAAGCUUGUGCACAAGUCUCUGGUUGGCUGGAGGUGUGGUAACAGGGUGGUGGCUCAAGAAUCUCAGUCAUCAGCCUUCUGGUUCCAACCUGUCUGGGGUCUGUGUGCUGGUGGUCAGCAUGCAGCUAACUUCUUCCACCUGGUGGGGGUUUCAGUAUCUGCAAAACAGCUCAAGGAUACGGCUCAGGAUGUUACCUAUAGCCCUUGAGGAACUAAAGGUCUUUUGGCUUUGUUCUAUGGCUAAACUAUUACUAUUUUGUUCUGUUUGACUGUUUCCUUUUGGUUUUGCAUUUUCUCACUUCUCUGAUUAAAUCUGCUCUUUGGACCUCGGGGAAGGCCUAGGAGGCUAAAGCUUUUCAUCAGACAAGAGGUGGGGGACACGGGGGUGGGUCGGUCCCGGGAAGCCCCUGCGGGGUCCUGCCCGGCCCACUCUGGCUCUUUCUUCGGAGCUUUCAUCCCUUUCUCACCCCUACCCCAGCAAACUGCACUGUCCAUGAUGGCGACCCCGCCUGGGGCUCUCCAGUCACACCCAUGGCCAGACUGUCAUCUCCUGCAACUGCUCUACCUCUGGUUUCCCCUCACAUUUCAGCCCCCGGCAACCUCAAGCCAUGCAAGCUUUGCAGGGUUACAGAUGCCUCCUAUUGGAAUGGGUUGAAAGAGGAGUGAGAAGAAGCUUGCGAGUGAUCCCAGGGGUUUUCCCCUCACUGUUACUAGAGUUGGACUUUGUAAACCAGCAUCAGAGAGCAAGUUCAAAAGCAAUAAGUGAGUAGUUUUGUUAUAAGGAUGACAAGCGGGGGCUGGGGAGGACCGUGCUGAUGUGGGACUUGGGUUAGUCUUCCCAGUACCAGUGUGGGACACGUGUCUCAUGCAUCGCAAACAACUUAGAUACAAGGAGAAACACUUCGAGAAACCGUAGCUCUAUCGUGAUGAAGACUUUGGUGUCCCAGAUGCACAUAUAGUGUGAAUAACAUUGUUACUUGAAAUGGGAGAUGGGGAAAAAAAGCAAUAUUUUGUACUGAUGUAUUCUUGUAUAUAAUGUUAUUUUAAAUAUGCAUGUGUAACUAAAUAAAUUAGAUAUUAUAACUAGA
Delphinapterus leucas (beluga whale) is the source of this 8105-nucleotide messenger RNA. It is a transcript of the gene AKAP10, whose product is annotated as A-kinase anchoring protein 10. Lineage: Eukaryota; Metazoa; Chordata; Mammalia; Artiodactyla; Monodontidae. Gene Ontology annotation, biological process: intracellular protein localization. The record is from RefSeq and is a predicted model, not a curated record. Gene Ontology annotation, molecular function: protein kinase A binding. Gene Ontology annotation, cellular component: mitochondrion; plasma membrane.